This is a messenger RNA of Malania oleifera, 1013 nucleotides long. RefSeq names its product peptidyl serine alpha-galactosyltransferase-like. Gene Ontology annotation, molecular function: glycosyltransferase activity. Bases 537 to 1013 code for a protein of 158 amino acids. Lineage: Eukaryota; Viridiplantae; Streptophyta; Magnoliopsida; Santalales; Ximeniaceae. The transcript has 3 exons. The record is from RefSeq and is a predicted model, not a curated record.
AGUAUGGACAAUCUCGUUUUCGAUAAUCAUAUCAUAACAAAGAAACACCUGAAAAUUCACAAAGUCGUAGCUCCAUCUUGUCUCCUUGACUGAAACACAUUGCAAUCUUCUUCCUUAAUGAUCCGCCUGGUCUCCGCCGGCAAUUUAGCCCAAUCACCCUUUGCUUUCCUGACCUCAUUUUCUUCCCCAACCUCGCACUCCAUUUCACACAUCAAAAGUUGUCUCACCCUAAUGCCCCCCCAAGCAAGCGCAGAAGUUCCGUCGGCACUAUGCGUCGGAAAAUAAUUAAAAAAUCCUCCUCCACUUCCAGUGAAGCGGUGGUUCUCCAAUCUGACGUUUUGUCAACGAUCGAAAGCUAUUUGCCGUGUUGCUUUCUGAAACCCAGUUCGAAAUUUUUUGGAACAGCGCUACCCGGUUCCUUAGAGUCAAGAAAAGAGAGACGAAACCUCCCCUUUUGAGUCUUCGAACAUAACAGCAUGAAACUGCGAUCUCUGUGACGAUACCCAAUUGAAAUUUGGCCUUUGAAUUGGUCUUUAAUGGCGAGAUUGCUGGUGCUUGUGGUUUGGCUGUGUCUGGGCAUUGGCGGGUCAGGCCUCGUACGGGUUCAGGAGGCUCCGUGGAGGAUCCACACCCUGUUCUCGGUGGAGUGCCAGGACAAUUUCGACUGGCAGACAGUGGGUCUCGUGCACAGCUUCAAGAAGGCCCGACAACCCGGCCCGAUUACCAGGCUCCUCAGCUGCACGGAUGAGGAGAAGAAGCAUUACAGAGGGAUGCAUCUGGCUCCCACCCUUGAGGUUCCCUCCAUGACCAGACAUCCCAGAACUGGCGACAUGUGCAGGCUUAUCAAAAGGGAGCUCAUGACCAUCUAUUACCUGAUCGGGAUUGGGUGUGGACUCAUGGUUGUUUGGAGCUAUCACCGAUCAGGAAAUGAUGUAAAGGUAGACUUAGUGUAUGGCACAGAUUUAGCAACAGAGAAAUCAAAGAACCGAUCUUCACUCCAUUUCUCCCUUUGA